AUGAAGCUGUCUACGACCAUCGCGACUGGCGCUGCCCUUGUGGCCGGUGUUUCUGCUGGACAGAACAACUACCUCGGCUUCAACUCGGGCAACACCCUCCCCGACGAGUCCGCCAAGUUCGAGAAGGACUUCCUUGCCGAGUUCUCCACGGCCCAGAAGCUCGUCGGCGCCCCCGGCACCUUCAACGCCGUCCGUCUCUACACCAACAUCCAGGCCUACUCCAAGGACACUCCUAUCGAGGCCUUCUCCGCCGCCAUCAAGACCAAGACGUACAUUCUCCUCGGUGUCUGGGCCUCGGGCACUGAUAACAUCGACAAUGAGCUGGCUGCCCUGAGCGCCGCUGUCAAGCAGUACGGCAAGGACCUGACGGACCUGAUCAUUGGUGUCUCCAUCGGCAGCGAGGAUCUGUACCGUGACUCGCAGACUGGUCGAACCAACAAGGCCGGUGUCGGCAACGGCCCCAAGGAGGUCCUCGGCUUCAUCAACGACUACAAGAAGACCUUUGCCAACACUGCUCUGGCCAAUGUCCCCAUCGGCCACGUCGACACCUGGGAUGCCUGGGUCAACGGCACCAACAAGCCCGUCCUCGACGCCGUCGACUGGAUCGGUGUUGACGAGUACCCCUUCUACGAGACAGGCAAGGGCAACGACAUUAGCAACGCCGGCAAGCUCUUCGACACGGCUUUCGAGACCACGCUGGGCGCUGCCAAUGGCAAGCCCGUCUGGGUGACGGAGACCGGCUGGCCCCUGACCGGCCCCGACUGGGACGAGGCCAAGCCCAGCGUCAAGAACGCCCAGAAGUACUGGCAGGACAUUGGCUGCAAGAGGCUCUUCAACAAGUACCCCACCUUCUGGUACAACCUGCGUGACUCCAACCCGGCCAACCAGGUCAAGUUCGGCAUCAGCCAGAGCCUCUCUUCCACCCCUUCGUUCGACCUGACCUGCCCCAAGGAGGAGACCACCACCUCCGCGGCCAAGCCCACCGCCACC
Messenger RNA from Trichoderma reesei QM6a, 990 nucleotides. RefSeq names its product glycoside hydrolase family 17. Gene Ontology annotation, molecular function: glucan endo-1,3-beta-D-glucosidase activity; 1,3-beta-glucanosyltransferase activity. Gene Ontology annotation, cellular component: extracellular region; fungal-type cell wall; cell surface. Gene Ontology annotation, biological process: cell wall organization; carbohydrate metabolic process. The annotation marks the transcript as partial. Lineage: Eukaryota; Fungi; Ascomycota; Sordariomycetes; Hypocreales; Hypocreaceae. The record is from RefSeq and is a predicted model, not a curated record. The transcript has a single exon.